AUGCAAAAACAUAACAAUCAAUUGGCUUCGUUACAAAAAAUAAAUUAUCCUCAACAACAGCAUUCAUUCGAUUCACAUCAGUACAAUAACCGUUAUCCUUUACAAUUUAUCUCUGGACAGUUAGAAUUAAAACAUAAUUAUUCGGAUUCUGAUGAGCCGUCUAGUUUUUAUCAACCAAUAUCAUCAAAACAACAUUAUUAUUCAUCAUAUCGUCGAUUUAAAACAUGUGAUCGUUUGCCAAACAUAAACACUUUGAAACUUCAUUUCAUCCAAAGCCUAUCUGGACUUAGUGAAUUACAAACAGACAAUAAAACAAUGUCUUUAACAACACCACCGGCACAAAUGCCUACUACUUUGUCUCUCCCACUUCGAAUUUCGCGUGAAACAGCAUUUAAGCCGAUAAAUCAUAAAACUUUUGAUAGAAAUGCAUCAUCCUCCUCUUCUCAGUCUAUCCAUGAAUGUAACAGUGAAAGUUACGUCAUCGCUAAUGUCAACAAUGAAGUAGGUCAUAGUAGUAAUAACGUAAAAAUAAAUUCCACACCGAAUUUAUUAGAUUAUAUUAACACAAUUAAUUCUUCUGUUAGCAGUUACAAGUAUAAUAAUCCAUUGAUCUAUGCACAACAACAGUUCCACUUACAACAACUUAAACAGUUUCAACAACGUGACAUACCAAAUCAUGGUGAUAAUAGAUUACCGACAACUGGAAAAAACUGUACCACAAGAAGUAUGGAAGAACUUUUGAAGCGACAAAAAAAGCUAGAUCAUCUUCAAUAUUGUCUUCAAAGAUAUGAAAUAGAACGUGAAGAAGCUGGACAAGCAAUACGUAGAAUAGAAGAACGUAUGCAAGAAUUAGAAGCUAGAGCAUCGGAUCUAUUAGAAUAUAUAUUAAUGAAUACUGGAUUAAGUUUAUGUGAUACACACAUUUCUUCAGAGGUGAUUAAUUCACUCAAGCAAACCAGCAAAUCUUUUAUUGCUUACUUUCAACUAUGUAGCAUAUGA
This is a messenger RNA of Schistosoma mattheei, 999 nucleotides long. Lineage: Eukaryota; Metazoa; Platyhelminthes; Trematoda; Strigeidida; Schistosomatidae. The record is from the annotation of a GenBank genome assembly.